AUGAAUGCUGAUUUUGGCGAAACUGAUUUAUUAGUAGCAUUGAUUUAAGGCAUUUAUAAUGAAAAUUAUUAAAAAUGCAAAUAUCAUUCUCAAGACUUUAAAUGCUUUUUACUGACAGAUGGAGAGGAUUUUCUUAAAAAAUCAGUAAGUUAGUAUAAAAAAAACGAAGACAUGAAACUAGAAAUUAAUCAUUGCAGUGAGUAUUUAGUCAUAAGAUUAGCUGAAGUUGGAAAUGGAGAAUGUUAAUUAGUAGGAUAUAAUGAAGAUAUUAAUUAUAAAGUUAUAGAUUUGUUAGAGGAUUCCCUAAAUAUUUAUUUAAAGUGA
Molecule: messenger RNA, 324 nt
Organism: Paramecium primaurelia
Lineage: Eukaryota; Ciliophora; Oligohymenophorea; Peniculida; Parameciidae
Source: the annotation of a GenBank genome assembly